CUUUUUGAUCCACUCUUGGAAAAAGGUGACUGUGCAAAGGGGCGACAGCGGUUUGCUUUUAGAGCACACGGUUUGAAAAGCUCCUGAGCUGCAAACCUUCCAGCUAACGAAGAGGAAGGGCUUCCUCUCCCAGCUUGCUGCUUGCUGCUUUGCUAAGACUUCAAGUUGCUUGCUUGCUGGUCGUAACUGUGGUCGUCUACUUUGACAAAGGCUGAUAGGGAAGCCGCAGCUUGGUGAAGCAAAAUGAGCUCCGUCAAGGAUGCCGGCACUGAGGAGUCGGUUGAAAACCAGGCCACACGGGGAGCUUCCCAGAGCCUGAACAUGGAGCCUCUUCUCGGCAACGCCAGUCUGAAUCAAUGUAGCCGGCAUGAGAACGCCGCAGACUGCGACUGGGCUUGUGGACACUUCUCCCUCGUGGGCAGCGAGCUUGUCCAGGAGGCUGAAGGCGAGGGGCUAUUGGAGGAGGGCGGGCUGAAUCGAGAGAGUGUCAAUGACAACCACCCGUUGCAGCUGGGCGAGUCUUUAACACCGAUUGAAACGCAGACGCCAAAGGAGCAAGGCGGUGGUGGUGUGAACGGGGGCGAGAAGGCUGCAGGUCAGGGGCAUGAUGAGAGUCACGGGGGGCAUUCACACUCGCCGGAGGACAAGCUUUCGCAGCGGAUGAAGCAGGCGUUCCUGUCAGGAGUCGAGGGCUCCCCCAAGAAGGAGGGUCAGCCGGAGGUUAGUGCUAACCAGUCGGAGCCCAAUGCGCAGUUGACCGCUAACCAGCGCACGCAGAGCAGCCCCCCACCAGACCUGUGCCAGAUGGAGAAGACGGCCAUGAGGCCCCGGCUGGAGAAGACGGCCUCGGGAACGACAUUCACGAGCUUCUGGCGGCGCCCCGGGCUGCAGCUUUUCCGGAAGACGGAGGAGGCGCAAGUGACCCCACAGCUGAAGGACUCGCGCUCGCUUACUUCCCCUACAUCUUCCCGGGCCACCUCUCCAACCGGGCCGGGACGCCGUUCUGUUGCCCGCACCACAUCGGCGCCUUUGAACGUGACGCCAACCAAGUCGGUUGGGUCUCAGCAGGCUGCACUGCGCAGUAGCCCUGCGCAGCGUGGGCUCUUCCGCAGCCCCGAGUCGAGCCCCGACGCCUUCUCCUACUUCGAGCCCCCGCGUUCACAUCAGCAAAACUACGAGGGCGAGCAGAGUGUGAAUGCCCACUACCUGCACAAGACCCGCAGCGAGCCCCAGCAGUGGAAUCAGUCUCCACCGGAAACGGUCGUCGAGAACGUCGAAUGGAACAUGGAAGAAGAAGACGAAGACGCCGAGGGACGCGCUGGCAAUUUCGGCCGUGAGUCAGAAACUAGGGGUGGGGGAGAAUGCGUUGGGGGUUCUGCAAUCAGAGGGGGGCGAGCCGGCAUCGAGAGUCAGGUUAGCAAUGCGCCAAGCUGGGUGGACUACAGCACAGUGACUGAGGAGGGGUAUCACGAAAGGGGCCUGGUCACCCCCCACUCCGAAAACCCCGCCCAAAACCCUGCAAGUCCCGCUCUGGGGGGGUCUGGAAUCAGUAACGCCCAGGGGGAGAGUGCGGGGGGAGCUGCUGAGGGGAAGAGGCGGAGGAGAAGAAACCGGGGGAAGGGCCGCAAGAAGGCCUCGUCGGAAAGGGGGGCGGUCGCCGAGGCUGGGGAGAACGACUCUGUGGCCUCGGACUCGAGUUCAUUACAGGGCCUUCAAGGUUCGGGGGUUUUGGAGCGGGGUGGCAGUUUCACCAGAGGCGUCGGGGAGGGGGCGAAACGGGUAGGAAACAAGAUCGACGUGCAUUUGGCUGCUAAGAAAGCGGGGGGAGCUAACAAGGGUGAGGUUGGAUCUCAACAAGUGGGCAGUGAACAUUCACACCCUGAGGGGCAGCAGACGAAGGUAUCAGGCGCGAAUCUGCGUGCAAGUGGGGUGCUGACGUCAGCGCAGUCCGAGGGCAAGGCGAAGGACGCGGCUUCACACCAAGGCGACGGGUCCAGCGACGUGUCUAGUGUGAAUGCGUCCGUGUCGGAACCGAGGGAGCCGCGCCUGGCAGGCGACAGGUGGCAGCACGUGGUGCGCAAGGAAACCUCCGAGGAGGGGCCGGAUGUGGAAGAUGAAACGGAAGACAUCGAGCUCGUGGAAGAGGAGAACGACUCCGACGCAGCCUCCGAUGCCGACCUCUCGGACGCGGACGACCAGACCAACCAGGAGCUGACACGUGGCACCCGCAUCCGCGACAAUUUCUACCCCGCUCAGGACACAGAGGAGCAGGCGCGGAGCGGUAUGAAUAAGGCCGGACACGGUGUGAACACGGGGGAAAGGAGCGAAGACUAUGGGGGCAGAGAGGAGCAGUGGGAGUCGGAGCGUGGGGUGGGGUUCAACAAGUGGCACAUCGUGGCGAUGGUUGGAUGUUCAAUCCUGACGGCCUUUGUGGGUGGUCGCCUGUACUUCGAGCAUCUCCGACGGCAGGAGGCCAAGCGCCGGGCAGAAAAGACGUGCCGGAUUCCGGUUCCGUUCGGCUUCGGCGAGGUCGAAGUCGCUGAAGUCCUGCGGCCGCUCGUCUGCCCCAAAGAUCAUCGGGGUUACGUGUAAGGUUUCUGGGAGAGGGGGGUCUGAGCGGGUUAAGUGAGUUUGGGCAAAAUGUGCUAGUAGGGGUCCUGAGACGGUCUUCAGAGCUCCUUUUUCGGGGGGGUGGGGGGAAGGCUGCAAUACGAAGUUUUGACUCUUGCGGGAGUUGGUACUGAGGAGAAUGACACCUUGCUGGUUCCGGGCUGCUGAGUCGGCUUUCGAAGGGGUGGGGGGCCAUGAGGGCUGGCGACUUGUUCGUUGUACCCUGUACUGCAUCUGCAUACACUGUACAGAUUGCGGAGGACUAAUUCGGCCUUAGCUCAAGGCCAAUGUGUACAAACGCGUCAAGAUCUUUCGCAGCAGUUCUAUUUCGAGUCCGAGGGGUGUAGUAGAAAGCACAGAUAAUCGACAGCAACUACCGCGUGUGAAUAUGGGAUGUAUCAAUAGCUUCAACAACUCUGGGGGUGCGCCUAUGAAAAUGACCUACUUACAGCCCACGGUCGAAGCACUAGCAGGUUGUAAGUACCAGAAGAUAAGGCAUUAGCUAGAGGUGAGGUAGUGAAGCUGUCAAUGUAGAUAUUGUUACAUAUGGGUGGUGGGUCUGCGCUUAAACAUGCUUGCAUAGCUUGUCUGGGUAAAUCAGAGAGCACUUUGUGUUAUGAGUGCCAUAUUUGCCGUUCCAUUGUUGUUGAAUAAGUCCAGGACCAUAGUUGCUAUGUGAUAGGCUUCAUCGGAGAGGUUACACAAACCUGCUUGGCGUGUCCAUACCGGACCUUGUGUUUGAUACUCCCCAGCAUGGUGAUUGACAUCAAGUCC
This is a messenger RNA of Klebsormidium nitens, 3384 nucleotides long. NCBI's taxonomy places the organism in Eukaryota, Viridiplantae, Streptophyta, Klebsormidiophyceae, Klebsormidiales, Klebsormidiaceae. The record is from the annotation of a GenBank genome assembly.